Molecule: messenger RNA, 183 nt
Organism: Ambispora gerdemannii
Lineage: Eukaryota; Fungi; Glomeromycota; Glomeromycetes; Archaeosporales; Ambisporaceae
Source: the annotation of a GenBank genome assembly
AUGGAGUGGCCACCACAAUCAUCAGAUCUGAGUCCAAUUGAAAAUACAGAAGCUGACUUGGAGGAAGCCGUAUUUUCCGCGUGGAUUAGUAUUACAUUUGAGAAAAUUCUUCACUUUAUAGACCCAAUGCCAGAACGUAUUAAUGAAGUAAUAGAAAAAAAUGGACAUGUAAUCCACUAUUGA